GUGUUCUCCUGAUUCUGCAAAGAUGGCUGUAGUGAGAAGAGUCGCCGUUGAGAGGACUGGAUAACGAGUUCUUUGUGCCCUGGACCCAUGCUCUGCCUACAUCAGCCUGAAUGAACCCUGGAGGAACACAGACUACCAUGUCAACCAGUCAGCCGGUGUGCCCCUGUGUGACAGCCACGUGUCUGGAGAAUGGUACCGCUUCACCGGCAUGGCAGGGGACGCCAUGCCUACCUUCUGCGUCUCUGAGAAUCACUGCGGCACUCAUGCUCCCAUCUGGCUCAACGGCAGCCACCCUCAACCCCACGAGGGUAUCGUCACCCUGCCUGUCUGCGCCAGCUUCAGUGACAACUGCUGCCAGUGGAACGCCAGUGCCGAUGUUAAGGCCUGCACUGGAGGAUACUUUGUCUAUCGCCUGCCCAAACCCUCAGUCUGCUUCCACGUUUACUGUGGCCAUUUCUAUGAUAUCUGUGAUGAGGUGGACUGUGCAGGCCCCAGAUGUCCCGAGUCUGACUGUCGUUGUGCUCCUGGAACCGCCCUGGGACCAGACAGACAAACGUGCCUGGAUGUAAAUGAAUGUGAGAAGGGCAACGGCGGCUGUGCAGAGGUGUGUGUGAACACCAAAGGUUCCAGACGCUGUGAGUGUGGGCCAGGCCGCGUGCUGGACGAGGAUGGGAGCAACUGCAGAGAGAUAGCAGGCUGUCAUGUUAACAAUGGAGGCUGCAGCCAUGGCUGCACCUCACUGCUGGACUCCUAUCAAUGCCACUGUCCCAGAGGGCUGGAGCUGGGAGAGAAUAAACGAAUAUGUCAGGUGCCAGUCCAGUGUGAGUCCAGCUCUAUUGUUGUGUCAGUUCCUAAGGACCUAGUAGGAGGACUGGAGCUUUCUCUGUCCAACUCGUCUUGUCGAGGUGUUUCUAAUGGCACACACAUCAACCUCAGCUUCAGCCUCAAGACCUGCGGCACCGUGGUAGAGGUGACAGAUGAUAAGAUUGUGGCGACCAACCUGGUGACAGGCCUCCCUAGGAGCAGCCCAGGCAGCAGCAGGGACCUGAUAGUACGCACCAGCAAGUUAGUGCUCCCAGUCACCUGUGAGUUCCCCAGGGAGUACCAAGUGUCGGAUGGAUACCAGGCAAGUCAGCGCAGCUCAGCCCUCGAACUGGCAGGUCACAGUGAGGGAGUCUUCCCCUUCUCUCUGGAGCUCUUUAAGAGCGCAGAGUUCUCUGAGCCAUAUCGCACCCCGCCCCAGCUCCGCCUGCACGACUCCCUGUUCUUCGGGGUGGAGCCAAAGGAGAGGGUGGAUGGCCUCUCUGCACUGGUGGAGAGCUGCUUUGCCACUCCAGGACCUAACGCUGACCAGGCCCUCAAGUAUUACCUCAUCAAAGACGGGUGUAUCUCUGAUGAAACCGUGACACAGUACUCUUCGAAGGACCAGCUCUCUAAGCACUACCAGGUCCCUGUCUUCAAGUUCAUUGGCAAGGACAACCGACAAGUGUUCCUCCACUGCCAGGUGUUAGUAUGCGGGACAGGAGACUCCCACUGUGCCCAGCGUUGUCAGAGACGUGUCCGCCGACAGGUUCGGUCCGGUGAACCUCAGGAGCAGCACACACUGAGUGGAGGCCCCGUCUUCAUCCUGCCUGAGCCAUAUGAUGCUAACAUAAAGCCAUGAACAGGCAGAAAAACACCAUGAGAGCCAACAGCAGCAGCAAAAUUACC
Messenger RNA from Etheostoma cragini (Arkansas darter), 1710 nucleotides. It is a transcript of the gene oit3, whose product is annotated as oncoprotein induced transcript 3. The record is from RefSeq and is a predicted model, not a curated record. Lineage: Eukaryota; Metazoa; Chordata; Actinopteri; Perciformes; Percidae. Gene Ontology annotation, molecular function: calcium ion binding. The transcript has 9 exons. Bases 209 to 1663 code for a protein of 484 amino acids.